This is a messenger RNA of Condylura cristata (star-nosed mole), 3673 nucleotides long. It is a transcript of the gene CCDC120, whose product is annotated as coiled-coil domain containing 120. Bases 609 to 2597 code for a protein of 662 amino acids. The transcript has 12 exons. Lineage: Eukaryota; Metazoa; Chordata; Mammalia; Eulipotyphla; Talpidae. The record is from RefSeq and is a predicted model, not a curated record.
GCUCCGCGGCCGAGGUGGUGGUGCCGCGGGGAGGGAAUUGACUGGAGUUCAAGGCGGGGGCCUGGGUCCACCGAGCCGGGGCUCCUCUCUUCCCUCCUUGCGCUCCCCCGUCUGACCCCCUCGACUAAGUCUAGCCCCCUCGGCUAACAGUCGCGCAGCUGAACGUGGCCCACAGCAGGAAAGGGGAAUAGGCGCGAGCCCAGGGACGAGGGGGUGGGGGUUCGCAAAGGAGGGGCGCGCCCACCAGUCUCCCCAGCCUUCACCGACCCCGCCUACACCGCGGGGCGAGGACCCUUGGAGUAACCUCUGUCUGCCACCGACCUGGGACCUAGCCCCCCCCUCCCAGCCUGGAUUCUACGUGCUUUUAUGCCCCUGUGAGCUGAAUCAGGCCUCUUCACUUCUCUGAGCGCCAGCUUCUACAUCUACUGGCUGGCUAUGAAGAGCUGGGUCUACACCAUCACCCCAGGCGAGACUCCUGACUGUGGCCUAUGGGCCUCUGAGGAGGCGUUGUAAGUCCGCCCGGCUCCCCACUUGCUGUGCUCCCACUCAAUGGGUAGGGAACCAAGGCCUUGUCCAGCCAUCAGCCCCGGCCUCUUGGCAGCACCAGGAUGGAAGUCAAAGGUCAGCUGAUCAGCUCUCCCACCUUCAAUGCUCCAGCUGCCCUGUUUGGAGAGGCUGCCCCCCAGGUAAAGUCAGAGCGUCUGCGAGGGCUGCUGGACCGGCAGCGGGCCCUGCAGGAGGCCCUGAGCCUGAAACUUCAAGAGCUCCGCAAAGUGUGUCUCCAGGAGGCGGAGCUGACCGGCCAGCUGCCCCCUGAGUGCCCGCUCGAGCCUGGUGAGCGGCCUGGUGAACGGCCCCAGUUAGUCCGCCGGCGGCCCCCUCCCGCCCGAGCCUACCCUCCACCGCACCCCAACCCAGCACACCACUCCCUGUGUCCUACUGAGGAGCUGGCUCUGGAGGCCCUGGAGCGUGAGGUGUCCGUGCAGCAGCAGAUCGCAGCAGCUGCCCGCCGCCUGGCCUUGGCCCCUGAGCUGAGUGCUGAACAGCGCCGCCGGCGGCGACAGGUCCAGGCCGAUGCGCUGCGGAGGCUGCACGAGCUGGAGGAGCAGCUCAGGGACUUCCGGGCCCGCUGCGGCCUCCCGGUGCUCCCACCAUCCCAGCCACUGUCCACAGGGACUGUCAUCACCACCCAGGGUGUCUGCUUGGGCACACGCCUCGCUCAGCUCAGCCAAGAGGAUGUAGUUCUGCACUCGGAGAGCAGCUCCCUGUCAGAGUCUGGGGCCAGUCACGAUAAUGAGGAGCCCCGUAGCUGCUUCCCUUUGGCAGAGCGCCCCUCACCACCCAAGGCCUGGGACCAGCUGCGGGCUGUAUCUGGGGGCAGCCCUGAGCGGAGAACCCCAUGGAAACCACCCCCGUCAGAUCUUUAUGGGGACCUGAAGAGCCGACGCAACUCUGUGGCCAGCCCCACCAGCCCCACACGCUCGCUGCCCAGGAGUGCCUCCAGUUUUGAGGGGCGAAGUGUACCUGCCACCCCUGUCCUCACCCGGGGUGCUGGCCCCCAGCACUGCAAACCUGAAGGCCUCCAUUCUCGCCAGUGGUCCGGCAGCCAGGACUCCCAGAUGGGCUUCCCCCGGGCGGAUCCUGCUUCCGACCGCGCCUCCCUCUUUGCCGCUCGCACCCGUCGUAGCAACAGCUCCGAGGCCCUGCUGGUGGACCGAGCAGCUGGUGGGGGAGCUGGCUCCCCACCUGCACCUCUAGUUCCCCCUGCCACUGGCCCCCCAGUCUGCAAAAGCAGUGAGGUGCUGUAUGAGCGCCCCCAGCCAACCCCUGCCUUUUCCUCCCGCACAGCUGGCCCCCCAGACCCACCCCGGGCUGCCCGGCCUAGCUCAGCUGCCCCUGCUUCCCGUGGGCCUCCCCGGCUCCCACCUAUGUGUGGGGACUUUCUCUUGGACUAUCCCCUGGACCGGGGCCUGCCCCGAGGUGGUGGGGCAGCCUGGGCAGAGUUGCUACCUGCAGCUGAGGUCCCAGGACCCCUCUCCCGCCGGGAUGGCUUCCUCGCCAUGCUCCCAGGCCCACCACCUGUAUAUGCAGCUGACAGCAGCAGCCCCCUCCUCCGCAGCAAGGACCCCCACACCCGUGCCACCCGCACCAAGCCCUGUGGCCUGCCUCUGGAGGCUGCCGAGGGUCUGGAGGUGCAUCCAAAUUCUCUGCUGUGGAUGCCCCCACACACCCGCGUCCCCCCAGCUGGUGAACGCAGCGGCCACAAGAGCCUUGCCCUGGAGGGGCUGCGGGACUGGUACAUCCGGAACUCGGGACUGGCUUCGGGGCCCCAGCGCCGGCCUGCACUCCCCCACAUGGGUCCGCAACACCCACCCUUCCUCCAUGCCCGCUGCUAUGAAGUGGGCCAGGCGCUGUAUGGGGCCCCCAGCCAGGCACCGCUCCCGCACUCAAGGAGUUUCACGGCGCCCCCUGUCUCUGGCAGAUACUACGCGGACUUCCUGUACCCCCAGGAGCUGAGCGCUCGUUUAAGUGACCUGACGCUAGAGGGGGAGCAGUCCUCCACUUCUGACCCCCAGACCCCGGGGACACUGGUCUGACCCCUGCUGAUAUGCUCCUCGCUGGCCUGGGCAUGAGUCCAGUCUGAGGAGCACACAGCUGACUGCACUGAGCCCUGGGGUGUGGUUGCUCUCAGUCCUCGGGGCGCCAACCUGAUCUUCUCAAGCCCCUGGCUCAACGUGGGCCCACAAUGCUGUCUAAUGCCCCACUUCUCUUCUCACACUGUGCUGGGACUGGGGGCCCUCGGACAGCCUAAAAAAGGGGGGGGAUGACGUCAUGGGGACUCCAAGGCCCUUCCUCCAUUUCUGUUUACAGUUGUGAUUUAGGUCUUCACUGUCUUCCCCCAACACUAGACAUUUUGUAAAAGGGAAACUGUGAUCUCUUCCUGGUUGGGUUCAUUCCUAUGCCCAUGCCCAGCCUACUCCAUAUAGGAGCCCCCUCCACAAAAUGGACCAUAUGGGGUCUCAGGGCCCUGACUGGGGCAGCCAGGGACCCUGGUGUGAGCAGUACUCCCCGCCAUCUCCCACUGGGGCAGUUUUUAGGAAGAUGGGCCCGCUGUCCACAUUUGGAAGAACUCAAGUCUGGGUGGGGGGUGGGGGGCUUGGGUUCAUCUCCCCCAAGGGGUGCCUAAAGGAGCCCUGGUCCCUGUCUGCCUGUCUGUGCCCGCUGCCUCUGCCCAUAGGGCGAGAUGGCCCAGCCUUUGGUGGCAGUCUCUGCCCUGACUGUCCCCAAUCAGAAGCCCCGCAGGAGGACCAAAGGGCAGAGCUGUUGGGUGUGUUGCAUCCUGAGAUGCCGCGGUGGUGGAAGCUGGCACCUAUUAGACGCCAGUAAAAUCCUCAGGUGACAUCUGGCCACAGGCUACGUCACGUCUUCCUUGGCUUUCUUUCCAUCCACCACUUUUUAAACAAAUCUACACAAGCUGUGUUUUCUAUACCUGUCUGUGACUUUCUGGAGCUGGGGGUCCCCCUACCCCCUUUACCUGGUGUUAAACUUUUUUUUUUGUACCAAUGGAUCUGGGCCCAGUACACUACCCACACUGGAAGGGGAUUUCUAUAAUAAAUGUGUAAACUGAACCCAUAUGUUGUUCCUUUAAAUGCCACACCUCAGGGGGCCACAC